Molecule: messenger RNA, 798 nt
Organism: Mesorhabditis spiculigera
Lineage: Eukaryota; Metazoa; Nematoda; Chromadorea; Rhabditida; Rhabditidae
Source: the annotation of a GenBank genome assembly
AUGGGCAAAUCUGGAGGAACCCUGCACAUCAAAGAAUGGAAGGAGGAUGUUGUUUACCUCUUCCAAUUCCCGAGAAUCAAGGAACUGCCCAACAUUUCGCCCUUCUGCCUCAAGGUUGAGAGCUUCCUGCGUUUACAUGGGAUUAAGCACGAGGUCAAAGAGACGAACAAGGUGCGCACCAGACAAGGGCUUCUGCCGAUGAUUGAGCUGAAUGGACGACAAAUCGAAGACUCCGGCGCUAUCAUUAGUCAUCUGCGCAAGCACUUCAACAUUCAGGAUUAUUCCGACGAAAAGGAGGCAGCCCAGGGACGAGCUAUCGCCAAAGCAUGCGACUACUAUACGUUCAACGUCACCUACAAGUACAAGCUGCUCGACAACCCAAAGAAGAUGGUGGCUGUCAUCCUGGCGGCCGUCAAGGGAUCCGGCUUUGUUAAAUCCAUUGCCAGUGUAUUUUUGACGAAAAACUUGUCGGGAAAGGCCAAGAAUCGCAUCGGAAGCUCCAUUGGAAUUUGGCCAGACGGGACCCACGAAGAAAUGCUGCGCGAAGAUUUGCGGAUGUAUGAAAGUCUUCUGAAGAAUUUUGCGGGCCAUAACUUUUUCGGGGACAAAAUCACCGAGGCCGAUCUGACAGUCUGGAGCCACUUGGCGAUUCUACUCUACCUUCCCUACGAUAUUCUGCCAAAAAAGCUGUUGCAGGAAGAGUUCCCACACACCAAAUCGUUCAUCGAGAGAAUCCGCGAAAAACUGUGGCCCGAUUUUGUGCACGAAAACUUCGAGCCGACCGUCACAAUUUCUCAU